Molecule: messenger RNA, 1610 nt
Organism: Amphibalanus amphitrite
Lineage: Eukaryota; Metazoa; Arthropoda; Thecostraca; Balanomorpha; Balanidae
Product: cyclin-dependent kinase inhibitor 1C-like
Exons: 2
Coding region: 176-928 (250 amino acids)
Biological process (GO): regulation of cell cycle
Cellular component (GO): nucleus
Molecular function (GO): cyclin-dependent protein serine/threonine kinase inhibitor activity
Source: RefSeq, a predicted model, not a curated record
CGCCGCCCGGCGGAGCGGCGCGGCGUCAGAGUGUGCCGGGCCGCCGCCGGGUGAGGGCGCGCGCGGGGAGAGAGAGCGGAGAGCGGAGAGAGGGAGUGGCGCCGCGCACUGAGCGGCUCGCACAGAGCGCAGUGAGACUGUGACUGUGACUGAAGGGAGUGAGUCCAUUGCCGAGAUGUCGUGUCUACCCGAGCAGCCCAGUGUGGCGGACCGGCCCGAGGCGCUGUGGCGCACGGCGCCGGCGCUGCUCCAACAGGCGCGCCGCUUCCAACUGGAGGCGUGCGGCGGACGGAGAGCCAAACGGGCCCUGUUCGGCCAGCCCGACCGCGAGGAGACCCGCCGCUUCGUCAAGGAGGAGCUGGCAGCCAUCCGCGCCGCCGACCAGCAAAAGUACAACUUCGACUUCAGCCAGAUGCGGCCGCUGGCGGGCCCGUUCGAGUGGCAGCCGGUGACGGCGGGCGAAGUGUCGGCGGCCUACCAGCUGGGCCGGCUACAGAGCGGCAUUCACCAGCACCGGUCUGCCAGGAGACUGGACUUCGACGCGCCGCAGCCCACCUCCCCGGCAGACAGCCGCGCCGGUGCGGCCGGCAGCAACCCCGCGGCAGAGACCGGGCCGGCCGCGCCGACCCGGGCCGAGUCCCCGGGCCAGCCCAGGCCGCCGACCACCACCUCCAGUGUCAGUUCGUCACUGACGGAGGCGCUGGCCCGGAGGGCGUCUCCACCCCCUCAGCCGGCCGCCGCCGCCCCCCGCCAGAGCUCCAUCUCAGAUUUCUUUAUCAACCGAAAGCGGACGUCUGCCGGCCUGUCAUGCGGCGACGACUCCGCUGCCAAGCGUCGAUCCAGCGUGUCACCGGCAACGAACGGAGGAGGAGGAGGCGGUACCUCUCAGCAGGCGACGGCACCGGCCACCACCGAGCCCACCAUCUGAGGCGAUCGAGGCACGCGCGAGGCUCGCGACUCUGUGUACAAAACGAGCUGAUCUCAAAUCUCGUUUGUUUUGUUUCGGUGAAGUUUAUCGAGUAUUUAUUGGUCACGAAAUCCAGUUCAAAUAAAUUCGAUCUCAGUUGGUGCGGCGGCGCGGUGCGGCGUUGCUCGGUAGUCUCGUUCUCGGUCUCGGUUCUCGUCUCUCUGUCUCUCUGUCUCACUGUCGCGUUGCGGGCGCGCUGGCCGCCGCUGGGUCGGCGGGCCGCCGACGGCGGGUGUCCCGGGUCGCCCGCCGUCGGGCUGUGAUAGAACCUGGGCGGCGACGGCGGCGGCGCGGCGGCAGCGACGAUCUCCCGGCCCGGCCGGUCCCCGCCGGCCGCCGCCCGGCCGCCGUCCGCAGUACAACAACCAACAAUCAGCGCGCACCGAGCCUGUGCUCGGGGCCACCGGCGCCGGCCGCGGGGCCACCCCCGCGCCCGGCCCACUGUACAUAGCGGCUAUUCGUUUGGGCAUGUGUGGAUUAUAUUGGGACCAAUUACUGCGCGCGCGGUGCGACAAUUUAGAAUUAUGCUUUUAUUUGUAUUGAUUCAGUCUGUGAUGUAAUGUUACGUUAAGUCUUCCUUUUGGGGACUUCGAUGUUUUAGUGACAUCGUUGUUAUCACACUGGAAUAAAGGAGGCAAAUCUG